AUGGAAACCACCGCGCCAAGCAGUCCCUCGGCAGCCACCAAGCUCCGACACAUGCUCGCCACCAAGGACAUCAUCGUAGCGCCCGGAGUGUACGACGGCUUCAGCGCGCGAAUCGCACUCGAGGUCGGCUUCGACAGCAUCUACAUGGCAAGCAGACGCCCCAGCACCGACAAUCUUCCCCAGGCCCCAACUAACACUCACGUACAGACGGGCGCGGGCACAUGCGCCUCCAAACUCGGCCAAGCAGACCUUGGUCUCGCAACGCUCAACGACAUGCGCAGCCACGCCGAGAUGGUGGCCAAUCUUGACCUCAAGAUACCGCUCAUCGCCGACGCAGACACGGGCUACGGCGGCGCCAACAUGGUCGCCCGCACCGUUGCGCAAUACCACCGCAGUGGCGUGGCAGCCCUCCACAUCGAGGACCAGAUCCAGACAAAACGCUGCGGCCACCUGGGCGGCAAGGCCGUCGUCGACACAGACACCUUUGUGCAGCGGAUCCGCGCCGCCGCCCAGGCCCGCCGCCGCCUGGCUUCGGACAUUGUCGUCAUUGCCCGCACGGAUGCGCUCCAGACACACGGCUUCGACGAGGCCGUCCGGCGUCUGAGGGCCGCCGCCGGGGCCGGUGCCGACGUAGCCUUCCUCGAGGGCAUCCAGAAUGCCCAGCAGGCGAGCGAGGUGUGUGAGGCGCUGGCCCCCGUGCCCGUGCUGCUCAACAUGGUCGAGCACGGGGCGACGCCGUCCUGGACCCCCGACGAGGCGAGGCAGCUGGGGUUCAAGAUUGUCAUUUUCCCCUUUGCCGCGCUGGCGCCCGCGUACAAGGCCAUCCGGGGGGCGUUUGUGCGCAUCAAGGAGACGGGGAGGACGGGGCUAGACCCCGACUUCACCCCCAAGAGGCUGUUUGCCAUUGUGGGCCUGGACGAUGCAGUGAGGGUUGAGGAUGAGGCUGGCGGGAGCUUGUACGAUGGCGUGUAG
Metarhizium acridum CQMa 102 is the source of this 972-nucleotide messenger RNA. RefSeq lists its product as uncharacterized. Gene Ontology annotation, molecular function: catalytic activity. The record is from RefSeq and is a predicted model, not a curated record. Lineage: Eukaryota; Fungi; Ascomycota; Sordariomycetes; Hypocreales; Clavicipitaceae.